Molecule: messenger RNA, 7194 nt
Organism: Schistosoma rodhaini
Lineage: Eukaryota; Metazoa; Platyhelminthes; Trematoda; Strigeidida; Schistosomatidae
Source: the annotation of a GenBank genome assembly
GUUUGUAACUGUAUAGAUAAUGGAGGGAGUUUGUUUUUUCGGCCAACUCCUUGGGAUUUAUAUAUUCAAGUGAUUGUCCGCACCUUGAAGUAACUGUGUCAGUUUCACUCCAGUUUUAUAAGCUCUUUAGAUUAUUUUAAACACUUUUCACGUGGAUGUAUUAUUCAUACAUAUUAACUCUGACAUAUUUCAGUAGUUAAUUUAUAAUGAUAUUUUCCGGCAGUCAUAUAAAAGUUGAUCGAAGUAGAUUGUCACGACGACAGUCAGCUACUUUUAAAACAAUUUAAAACCAGCGUCUGGUUGUGAAAUAAUUUAGCAUAAGGGCAAAAUAUUUAUAACAGGUAAAUUGUCUUGACAUCGUAAGGAUUAUUUAUAAUAGUAAACCUAAAACCUUAUAAGGUGCAAGUGAAAGGAUGCUUUGUAAGUUUAAUGAAAAAUAAUCAACUAAGUUGCUGUCUGGAUCCCUCUAAAAAUUUAUAAAUCAUGAUAAGAUGUACCAUUUGUUUCCUUUUUUUAAAUAAAGAAUUUACUAACACCUUAUCAUCAAAUUCGUCUGUGUUCCUCAAUCUUCUAAUGUUUACCAGUCUUUUUAGCGUAAAACUGACUAAAUAUUAAGUUCAACUUAGCUAUCGAUUAGCGACUAGCUGUCAUCGCGUUUUGAAAUCAUACAAGCAACCAAAAGGCUGCUAUCUUAAAUCUAAUGAGUUUAAUAGUUUGGCUUACAUUUACCAAAUGGUUUUGCGUUUGGAAAAAGCAGAAAGGGGUAUCGCCAGCCUGAUAUUGCGUUUGAUUUCACAAAGAUUAUUGACGAGACUAUCAUUUAUGGGUCAUCUUUGAGUGACGCCAAAAUAACCCCGAAAACUCCCUUUUUCUGACUAGUAUCUAAAGGAGGUUGCAAACUAGUUAUGAAAACCAGUACUGAGUCAUUACCCGAGUGAAGAACCAGGUGCACAUAUUUACAUCUACGAAAUUAAAACUUUAUAGUAAUUUCUAAGUUAAACUGUACAAGUCCAUAUAGUUCUUUCCAUAGGUAAAGGUUAUCCACUAACCACUUCGUAGUCAAGAUGGCUUCAAACAUGCUAAUCGAGAUGCCUAAAAACCAUUAUAUAAAUUCGAUCUAAUCAGUUAUCACAGUUUUGACUUCACCGUUACCUAGUCAUACAAAUAAAUGUAAGGGAUAUGUAUCUUACUCCAUCUAAAUCAUAUCAAUCCAACUAGUUUGUCAAAAUAUAAGGAGCAAAUCUUAGUUAGUGACAGAGCAAAACCUCACAUCGGUUUGUUUAGUUGACAGUACGUUGUAUUUACAAUUGUCGUUGACAUGACCAUAUCAUCUAGAUAAAUUAAGUUAUGUGAUUUGUCAGAAAUAAGCGAAUUGCAUUAAAAUUAUAGUUGAAAAUCCAGUGUACGUGAUUUUCAUCAUUCAUUGUGGAGUAAUAGUUAUCUCGUACUUGGAAGUUAAGUCUCAAUUUUUAUGGGUUUUUUCUUUAUUUAGUUGCACGGAGAUGACGCUCCGAGCUGGUGCGUCUAAUAUUUCUGUCCGAGCAUGGCGCCGCUACUUCACUCUAUCAUCUGUUGAUGCAGUCAUCGAAUUGAUGCGAGAAGUGUUUGUCAGUUGUGGAGCAGUCUUUUCUGAUGAACAGACAGGCAUGAAUCAUCUGAAAACUAAUACCAUCAAUAACUCUGAUAUAUGUGACAUUGGAGUUGACUCCUCCAUCAAAGAACCUAAUUUGGCUUUCAUAUCUAUUGUAUUAGGUUACAUAGAAAAUCAUCUUACUUCUAGCACAUCAGAAGACUUUGAUUCCAUAAAACUAAAAAAUACUCUUCAUCGCAAACUUGUAUCCAGAAAAAAGGAAAAUUUGCCUCAAAAUUAUCCCCGUUCACGUUCAUCUUCUCUUACAAAAUCACAAUCACCUUUAUCUGUUCAUCUUGAAACACCAGAAGAACAUUCAGAAGGUUCUAAUGACCACCUGGAAUUGAGCAAUAAGUUAAGUUCCAUCCCCAGAUCUUUGUCAUCAAAUGCAUUCUUACAAGAAACUAUUCACGAAUCUUCUGCAUGUCGCCGUCGUGCUAGACGAUUUGGUUCUGCUCGUCGUGUUCGUCAACGAAACGAGUCUGAAGUAUCUGUUUCUGCAGCAACCGCAAUCGAAUCUCCACUCACCGUUGCUGCUAAAAAUGAACCACUACAAAUAUUCACAGACAUACCAGUCAGAAAGCGGCGUCGAUUUUCUGAUAGCACUAUACCAAAUUCAGCUUUUCCAUGUUUAACAUUUGAUGAACUUGAACGCUUGUACUUAGAUUUCUACAAUCUCAUCACUAAUUCCCCUAAAUUGAAACCUUUUAUAGCAGACACAAGCAGUUUUACUAAUGGAUCAGAAUCGAAAACACAGAAAUUUCACUGUACUUCAACAAUAUCUCCAGCAAAGAAAUACGCAUGUCGUGCACUUAUUUGUGCCAUAUGUGAAGUUUUAUGGAGCCAAAUGACAGCUAGUCGUGUCAAAGAACGAUUGACGCACACACAAAGCGUGUAUUCUUUUCUAACAACGGGCAUUCUAGAUAGUUUCGGAUUGGCCUAUACAGUUGUAGCGGCCUGCCAACUCCUUGGUUAUUCUGAUGUAGACCUAGCAUUAUCUGAAGACCACGGUUGGGUUGAAUUCGGUCCUCCGGAAUCUCGUCAGACAGCCGAUGUAGCUAGUUGGGUACAAGAAUCUCAUACAUCUGCCAGUUCGCAUAAUUCAGAAUUAUCGAAUUCUCUUGAUGACUCAGUGCAACAAACAGAACACUCUAGGACCAGGAAAGCAUCAUCGUCUACUGAAGAUGAACAUAAUCCACCUUCCAUUCGCAUUCCACCACUCGAACAUUCUUGGCUUUAUGUAAGUGGAUAUCCGGUAGUUUGUCGUCCACGCAUAAUGGCUGUGGCUGCUGCGAUUGCGGCGAUACAACCAGGGGCUUCAUUAUCUGCUGUCACUCAAGCUCCAACUUCAGAACCUUUUGCUUAUGGCACACUUUCACCGAAUCCCUCAGUAUCCUCCGGUGGUGACCUUAUUACACCUACCGGCUUAGUUAAGCAUUUAUCAUCAGCAUCAGUGAUCUCCAUGCAGCUGGUUACAUUAAAACACCAACUUUUAUGGUUAUGCUUCGAUGCUGGUUGUCUAUCACGUUAUCCUUUAGGAUUAACUAAUUUAGGUGAUUUAGAAGAUGCAUUUCCUACCAUGGGACGACUUGCUACAUAUUUAAAUUCAUUACAUUCGUCAGUUAAAACAAAUUUAAAAUGUACUAAUGAUUUAACGAAUGAAUUAAAUGUUUUGGUGGAUCAGUCCAACUAUUCGUCAUCUGUUUCACUUUCCACUACUACUACUUCCAUUGUAAAUUCACAAACGAAACUGUCAGACUGGCCAAAUUCUCAAUUGCCAGAAACGGUUUCACUGGCUUUGGCUCUUUAUAAUCGUGCUAUUUUAGUCAAUCAGUACUAUUAUUCUAAUCAUCAUGUUUAUCCGUAUACAUCCUUAGCAGGGUGUUUGUACAGGCAUGGAGAUAAUCGAAGUGCAUUGCGUUACUGGGCAGAGGCAUCUAAAGUUAUUGGACAUUAUAAUCAUACAUCUGAAGAUUGGGAAAUUUAUCGUGAGCUUUUAGAGAUUGCCACACAUUUAAUGCCUCAAAUGUUCCGAUCGGCUAGUGAAAAUUCACAUUUUUGUUCUGAAGGUUCAGUUGACACUGAUCCCGAUGGAUGCCUAUAUCAACCAGAUAAUAUUCUAGAUGAUCCACACUGCCUUUCUUAUCUGUUAUCAUUUUAUGAUCAUUUAUGUUUAUGGGAAGAAGGUUCGCCUGUGCCAGUUUUGCAUGUAGGUUGGGUUGAUAAAUUAAUGGUAAAUUUGACACGAUUUACUCAACGUGCUAGACGUCAUCUUUGCUUAUCUGUAGCAUCCGAUAAAGAAGAUAAUAAAAGUGAUAUUGUGAAUUCACCUUCGUUAACACAUUCAACAUGUAGAUCAAGUCGAUGGACAACUGAAUCAACUGAUACAACAAGUGAAACAGGAGUUCUGAAUAUGAAUAACAUAAAACGUACUCGUCGACAUCGAUCCAAUCAAAUCGAUUCCACAUCCAAUUUGUCUACUCCUAUCGCUAAAAACGAUCUUUCAAAACCGAGUGAUUAUGUUGAUGACGUCAAUACUAAACUUGAACUAAUCAAUGAUUAUUAUACUGGGGGAAAUAUUCAGUCUCCAUCUUCUGUAAUAACAAAUCAAGAUAUAACUUGUGAAAUGUCUACAGUAGUUACAAAAGCACAAAAUAGGAAGAGUGAUAUGGAAACUGAUUCAUUAGUCGAAGCUAACAAAGGCUCUAUUCCUUACAUAGUAAAAUCUUGUAGAACCUCUGUCACAGUUGAGAUACCCGAAGAAACAUCCAACACAAAGAUAUCUAUCAAAGAAUCUUAUUCUCCCAAUGAAAAAUCUGUUCCAUCAUCCACUCAUACAAAUUCAAUGUUUGAUGAUGUUCAAUCUGAUGCGGAUCAGAUAUUGUUGGAUACUGAAGAACAAGAUGGAUCACCUUCUCCACUAAUGGAUUUUCCCAAUCAUGAUGAUUUACUUGCAAGUUUAGUUGAAGCAUGUGAUCAUCGUCUGUUGAAUCCAGCUUUUUUAUGGGGUAUGGAACCACACUCACCUUUUCUUCCAGCUAAUGUUGCUCCAGAAGAAGCAUUAAAUCGUCUAAUGACAGUAUUAGAAGAAAGUAAACCCCCUACUUCCAUAAUACGCAAUUCAAGUGAUAUUAUAUCUACAGAAACUAUGGUUCAUCAUAUUUUUCCAACUCCUCCAAAUUCAGGAAGUUUCACUGGAUCAUCGGAAAAUAUUAUCCAUGAAGAAUCAACUUCAUCUACUACAUUAUCUCAUACAACAUUAUGUACAUCACCUCGAGUUCCAGAAAAUUCAGUACCUGGAAUAGAAAAACUAACAUCAACUGCAAUAACAGCACCAAUUCGUUUAGAAAAUCAAGAAAAUUCAACUAACUAUCCUGUUGAUAAAAAUAAUAAUCUAGAAAUUACAUUAAAAACAAGUUCUGUAUUACCAACAGAAAAACAUACAUUGUUUCCUGACAAUUUCGACACUGUCGACGGCGGUUGUAAUAAUAAUAUUAAUAACGAUAAUAAUAAUAAUAAUGGUGAUGGUGUUUUGUCGGAAGAUUUUGACCUGUUAACUAAUAUUCCUAAUGAAUUAAUGGAUUCUGUCGCCAGCCUAGUGGUUGAUAAUCACCACCAUCAUCAUCAUCAAACUGAUCAUCAAAUCAAUUCAAACAGUCCUCCUACUGAUUUUUUUGAUUUAUUAUUAGAAUCAGCAAACAAUUUAAAUACAACAUUAUGUAAUCAACAUCAAUGUGAAACAGAAAAUCAGGGACAAAAUAUAAAUAUAAAUGAUGAUAAUAAUAGUAAUAGUGUUAUUAACCAGUCAACAAAUCAUCGUACAGUUAAAACAAUGGAAGAAUUAACUGUUCACUUACCAUUAUAUUCAGUUAAGAUGGCUUCAAUUAUUGAAUUAUUACGAGCGCCUAGAUUGAAUUCGUCUGCAAUUAAACUAGCAUUGACAGCGCAAAGUCAAGUAUGUGUUCGCCGAUCUAGUAGUGUACAUUCUAAUUAUUUUUAAUCAUUUCUUUCUUCAUUGUAUUAUAGUAUGUAUUUAUCAUUCAUUCUAUGUGGUAUGUAUAUAUCACCGUCGAAAUGUAUUGAAGUUUAUUAGUCUGACUGUAUCUUUUGGUUGUUUGUUUGUGUGUGUGUGUAUGCAAAUGUACAUAGAUACUUAUUAUAUGUCUGUAUGCUUGAUUCAAGUGUACAUUAUUCAUUUUGUAAUUCCUUCUCUUUCGAAUUGUUCAUUGUUUGUUUGUUCUUUUCAGAUCUAUUGUAAACAGUAGAUUACUGUUACCUUUGUUGAUUAAUGGAUAGAUUCAUUAAAUCAUGUCUAUUAUUCUCAAUUGUCAGUUUUGCAUUAUGAUAUUACUCGUUUGUUUGUUUGUUUUUUGUUUACUUGUUGUCUGUACAUAAUCGUGUGAGUAUAUAUCCAUGUGUACAUCUAUUCAUUGCUCUUAUGUUGAAUUUCAAUAGAUCUAUGCAUUAUAGUUAACACAUUUUGUAUCCAUCUAGAAAUACCAUCAAUAACUAUUAUCAUUCAUGAAUGUUACUGAUCAUUAAAUCAUUCAUUUUUGCUGCAUAUUUAUGUAUUAUAUAUUGUUAAGAGGAUUAUAUGAGACUUUUACUCUCUGUCUAUGUCUAAUCAAAAGGUAUCCCCGAAUUCCCCCCCUUUAUAUCAGUGCAUAGAAAUUUCCCUUUAUUUUUUUGGAAAUUCAUUUGUUCUUCCUAUAUAGUAUGAACUAUUACAUUUUAUCAGUUGUACACAUUUUUUUCUUGUAUUGUCUUUUUAUGCCUAACUCUUUCUUUGGUUUGGUCCAUCCAGCUCAACGAACAAACCAACAUCAAAAUCACCCACCUGAGCUACAAAUCUUCUCCACCAUCUCUCUCUCUCUCUCUCUGUUCGUAUUCUUUCAUCAGCCAUAAUUACCAUGCUCCAUUGUCCAUUAGACACAUAUAUAUGAUUCAGUGAACCAACCUAUUUUGUUUAUAUAUGAUCACACAAAUAAGAGGAAUUUUAAAAAUAUGUAUUUUUUUUCUAUCGUUUUGUAAUCUACUAAUUGGGUAUUGUUAUAUAAGGGUAGAUUGAUUUACUUGUAUAUUCUACUUAUUUUUCUAUUAUUUUAUUGAGACUUUAUAUAUGUGUGUGUGUGUUUUACUUAUUAUUGUUUACAUGUGUUUUUGUGUAUUGGAAUCAUAUGGAAACACUACGGAAACAUGUGUAUAUUUCAUUGUAUUUUCUUUUACAUAAAGAAUAAGAUGUGUGUCUGCACGUUUUCAUCUCAUUCAAAUGCAUGUUGUUUGUACGUGUGUGUGUGUAUGUGUACGUUUUGUAAAGUCGACAUGUAACUCUUUUACCUCUUGGUCCCGCCACCGGUUGAUUCUUAUGUUUUUUUUUUAAAUCUUGACCAUACAUGUGUUUUGACCUCAGAUUAAAUUUUAUCGAAUUUUUGUUUAUUUACAUAUUUUUUUCUAAACUUUAAUAGUUUAUUUGAUUGCUUCUAAAUUCCGGUGAUGAAUUAAUUCCUUCGUAUUAUGUCUAUGUAAAUCUGUAAAGAGUCUAUAUAAAAGCCUUUUGUGUUUCA